Messenger RNA from Cuscuta campestris, 1893 nucleotides. The record is from the annotation of a GenBank genome assembly. Lineage: Eukaryota; Viridiplantae; Streptophyta; Magnoliopsida; Solanales; Convolvulaceae.
CCCUUUUUCCCAAUCCUAAAUUAUCGGGUAAACAAUACACAGAAUAUAUAUAAAUUAUAUACAAACAUAUAAGCAAACAAUUAAUCACAUACGAGGAUAAUAUAUUCACAAUAUGGCAAAAGAUUGUGACAUUUUCCUCUUAUUCAGCUGCAUGACUCUUGUCAUGAUUCCGAUAUGGUGUCCUCAACGUUGCGCCGCCGUAUCCAGCGGUUCUCAGCCGCCGCCUCCGUCGAGUCCAGUCCCCAUAUCCACCGUGUGCAAGUCCACGCCCUACCCGACCUUUUGCCAAACAGUGCUUCCGGGCGGCAACACCUCCGCCAACUUCUACGACUACAGCCGCUUCUCCGUCAGCAAGUCUCUCUCCGCCGCUCGCAAGUUUCAAACCGCGAUUCAAACCCACAUCCGCCGGAGAUCCAAGACGCUGACCAAUCUCGCAGUCCGGGCGCUCGAGGACUGCGAGCUUUUGGCCGGUCUCAACGUUGACUAUUUGACCAGCUCGCUGAGGGCGGUCAACGGCACGUCCAGAACGCUCCCGGGGGCAGAGGCUGAGGACGUGCACACGUUGCUCAGUGCCAUUCUCACCAACGUGCAAACUUGCGUGGAUGGGCUCCGAGACGCUUCUGCCACUUGGAGCGUCAAGGAUGGUCUUGUGACGCCUUUGGCGAACGACACAAGACUUUUUAGUGUUUCUCUCGCGUUGUUCACCAAAUGUUGGGUUCCUAAUAAGAAGAAAAAGCAAAUCGGGUUCCAAAAAGGCCGUCUGCCGCUAACGAUGUCGGAAAGGACGAAGGCGAUUUUCGAUAGGGUAAGCGGGAGAAAGCUUCUCCAAGCACCGUCGCUAAACAAGAACCUGCCGCAGCAGGUUCUGGUGAAAGACAUUGUGGUGGUGAGUCAAGACGGGAGCGGCAAUUUCACCACUGUCACUGAAGCAGUUGCCGCCGCUCCCAACAACUCCAAGUCCACCGAUGGCUAUUUCCUCGUCUAUGUCACUGCUGGCGUAUACGAGGAAUAUGUCACCGUGGGGAAAAACAAGAAGUAUUUGAUGAUGAUCGGCGAUGGCAUUAACCAGACAAUUAUCACUGGGAAUCGGAGCUUCGUCGAUGGCUGGACUACUUUCAAUUCUUCUACUUUCUCUGUGGUUGGAGAAGGAUUUGUGGGGGUAAACAUGACAUUUCGCAACACCGCCGGGGCAGUCAAGCACCAAGCGGUGGCGGUCCGGAACGGCGCCGACCUGUCGGCGUUUUACCUGUGCAGCUUCGAAGCCUACCAAGACACUCUCUACACCCAUUCCCUCCGGCAGUUCUACAGGGACUGCGACGUCUACGGCACCGUUGACUUCAUAUUCGGAAACGCCGCCGCCCUGUUCCAGAAUUGCAAUAUUUUCCCGAGACUGCCCCUGCCGGGUCAAUUCAACGCCAUCACCGCCCAGGGCAGAACCGACCCGAACCAGAACACCGGAAUCUCGAUCCUCAACUGCACUGUCGCCGCCGCGGCCGACUUGGCCGGAAGCAACGGCGGAACGGAGACGUUUCUGGGGCGGCCGUGGAAGCAGUAUUCCAGGACGGUGUACGUGCAGUCGUACAUGGGCAGUUUGGUCAAUUCGCAGGGGUGGCACGACUGGUCCGGGGAUUUCGCGCUCAACACGUCGUACUAUGGGGAGUUUAAUAAUACCGGACCGGGUUCGGACACGAUGCGGAGAGUGAGCUGGACCGGGUUCGGACUGGUCAAUGGAACCGAUGCGGGUAACUUCACGGUUUCUAACUUUUUGUUUGGAGAUCAGUGGUUGCCCCAGACCGGAGUUCCAUUCUUCAGCGGCUUACUUUGACUCGGCCACCGCUUAUUUGUCAUCAUUUUGUAAUAUUCAUUUUUUUCAAAUAAAUUAAUUACUCAAUG